Molecule: messenger RNA, 2230 nt
Organism: Centropristis striata (black sea bass)
Lineage: Eukaryota; Metazoa; Chordata; Actinopteri; Perciformes; Serranidae
Gene: msrab
Product: methionine sulfoxide reductase Ab
Exons: 6
Coding region: 404-928 (174 amino acids)
Biological process (GO): cellular response to oxidative stress
Cellular component (GO): cytoplasm
Molecular function (GO): peptide-methionine (S)-S-oxide reductase activity
Source: RefSeq, a predicted model, not a curated record
AGAGAGAAUGGAUUUUUUGGAAGGAAAUAAACAGAGCAGCCUGGAAAUCGACCUUUCCGUCACCAGUUUUGGCAUCCAGGGAUAGUACCUCUCCCGUGUCUCUGCAUGAGGGGGCAGCAGCGCUUGGACUCCAGUUUAACGGGUGAGAAACACAGGACCACGGGUAGAACCGAAGGGUAACAAAGACUAAAUACCAUCCGAAACAAGUCAAACUGGACGUUAUUAUCCGUUCAGCACCAGAUAAAUUGUUGUGCUCUUGACUGGUGGUAACCAUGAGACAAGCAGAGCGGCAGGGUCCGAUGUUUUGGUUCGAGUCCAGCCGCCUACAACCACCAAGCUAAAAGCAACAAAAGACAAGCAUGCAGUCAAUGGGAAUCCCACUGUGGAGCCGUUUCCAGAAGGCAUGGAAACCAUCAUGUUUGGCUUGGGCUGUUUCUGGGGAGCCGAGAGACUCUUCUGGCGUCUUCCAGGAGUCUUCUCCACUCAGGUGGGCUACGCCGCUGGCUUCACCCCCAACCCCAGUUACCAAGAGGUCUGCUCAGGUCUGACUGGUCACACUGAGGUGGUCAGGGUGGUCUUCUCCCCCAAAGACAUCAGCCUCGAGGAACUCCUCAAACACUUUUGGGAGAACCACGAUCCUACACAAGGUAUGAGACAGCAGAACGACAGAGGGACUCAGUACCGCUCAGCCAUUUACACAUCCAACCCCACUCAACAGGAGCUGGCUUUGAAGAGCAGAGUGGCCUUCCAGCAGGAGCUGGAUAAGAAAAACUACAGUGGCAUCACCACGGAGAUCAUGGAGGGGCAGACGUUCUACUACGCUGAGGACUACCACCAGCAGUACCUGAAGAAGAACCCUAAGGGUUACUGUGGCCUCAAAGGAACCGGAGUCUCCUGUCCCAUCGGAGCCGGCAAGGACGAGCUGUGAGGGAGGAGUGGUGAGACAUGAAGGAAGGGUUUAUGAAGGCUGUUAUUUUUUCAUUUAUCAUACUUAAUCUUUCAUUUUAAAAAUAUGUUAUACGCUAGUUAAGUAUAUCUGCUCCAAGUAUCUUUAAGUAUUUUAUAUUCAAAUAUGUUACUUAGCCUCUGUUAGCUAUGGAGAACAAUAUAGAAUCAGAUUCAGCUUUAAUGGCCAAGUAUGUGUUAGAUUACACAUAAUAGGAAUUUUAUUUGUUUUUGUUGUUAUAUGUACAAAAAUAGACAUACAGCUAAACACAAGCACACCAAGCUAGACAAAGAUAUCACCUUUUAACUACCACCUACAGAUAUAAAUAUACAGUCAUGGAAAAAAUGAUUAGACCGCCCUUGCUGAUAUCUAGACAUUUCCCAUGGUUUUCUUGAUAAUGAUUUUGGUUAUUAUCAAGAAAACCAUGGAAAAUGUCUAGAUAUCAGCUCUUAAAUUAAACUACUAUGAGGUAUUUUUGUUGUUAUCAUUAUAUUUGUCCCAACAAAUGUACCUUUAGUUGUACCAGCCAUUAAAAUGAACAAGAAAUUGAAGAAAACACUGGUCCAAUCAUUUUUUCCAUGACUGUAUAUAUAUAAAACUAUAUAUAUUUUAUAUGUAUAUUAAAACCAGACUGUAAGAGAGCUUUCUCUGUAGCAUCUGUGAAUCAUAAAUUUUAUAGCACCUAAAAUGCAGUACCAAGAGUAUUAAGAAGACAAUAUGAAUGGAAAUGGGGUUAAACUUGAAGUUUUAGUGCAGCUUUAGCAGCAAAAAAAAAAGGAUGGGUUAAAUGCAGAGGUUAAAUUUCCCCAUUGUGGGAUUAAUGAAGGAUAAAUCUUAAUCUUAAUCUGUAUCAUGUUGGACUGCAGCAACAGUCAACGUCCACAAGGUGGCAGUGUUUCUCAAAGAACAAAGUAGAGCCCCUGUAGAGAGUUUCUAUUUCUUCCCCUUUAAUACAACAUAGUUGUAGCUGAGAAACCAUGAGAAACUUUGUCUUCCAGAGUCAGUUGAUUGGAAGAAAAUCAACCAGCCUUAAUGCUUUUACUAUCCAGGAGCCUUUUUAUGCAUUUUAAAGCCAGAACACGAUAACCAUGUUCACACUUUACUGUUUACUGAGUAGCAAUUUGUCAGGUUUCUGAAAUGCAUAUUUUAAUAUAAUCAAAAGCUUUGUAACCGUUUGAAUUUUAAUGGGUCUUAUUUUUGUAUUUCACUAUGAAUAACUAAUGUGAAGGAACUUUACUAUAUCAAGACUGAACUAAGCAAUAAAACACAUGUAAACUUCUGUCA